CGUCUCGUUUUCUCUCCCCGCCGACAUCUUUUUCCUCUUUCUUUUCCCCCCUCCCACCACCCUUGGAAGCGACGGAGGCGAGGAUCGAUUGCUUUGGUCCGGGAGUUGCCAUUUUACAGGAACAAACAGAACGUGAAAAGAAAAAGAGGUUAAGGCAGUUCUCGGAAGUGUUUGGCCAUGGAUCCUUAACAAAUUGCAGCUCAGGCCCAACGUGUUGUAUAACCAGCCACUCUGAUGUGUAUGUCUCUGUUUUAGGAAGAAUCUUUAGACGAAGAUACCCCUGCAAAUGGCCACUGUACUUUGUAACAGAGCUAGACUAGUGACGUACCUUCCUGGAUUUUAUUCUUUGGUUAGAAGGGUUGUAACUCCCAAGGCCUUUUCCACAGCAGGGUCCUCUGGCUCAGACGAGCCUUCCGUUGCUGCUGCACCUCCAGACAUAUUUCCAAGAACUGUGUGGCCUGAUGAGGCAAUGGGACCCUUUGGUCCACAAGACCAACGAUUUCAACUCCCAGGGAACAUAGGCUUUGACUGUCACCUGAACGGUGCAGGGAUUCAGAAGGCAACACAAGCACACAAAAAACUGCCUGACAUAUUAGUGGAGCCCCUGGCAAGCGAAAGGCAUGAAUUUGUGAUGGCUCAGUACGUCAACGAGUUCCAGAACAAUAAUCCUCAUAAACAAGAAGUUAGUAAUGCCAAGACCUACUUUGAAACCGCUAAGGUAGAAUGUGCAAUACAAGCCUGUCCGGAGCUGUUGCGCAAAGAUUUUGAGUCAAUGUUUCCAGAAGGAACUUCCAAUAACCUCACAGUCCUAACAGUAACACAGAAGACAAAAAAUGAUAUGACUGCAUGGAGUGAAGAGGUGGAAAAUGAGCGAGAAAAUCUGAUAGAAAAUUUUAUCAGUGGUGCCAAGGAAAUUUGCUAUGCUUUGUGUGCCGAAGGCUAUUGGGCAGAUUUCAUUGAUCCAACUUCAGGAUUGGCAUUUUUUGGCCCUUAUACAAACAACACCCUUUUUGAAACUGAUGAACGCUACCGCCAUUUAGGAUUUUAUGUGGAGGACCUUGGCUGCUGUAAAGUUAUUCGUCAUAAUCUCUGGGGAACACACGUGGUAAUCGGAAGUAUUUUCACUAAUGCUUCACCCGACAGCCCUAUCAUGAAGAAACUGAGUGGCAAUUAACCGCAUCUUCAGGCUUAAGAAUUGGCCAAUAAACACUGUUGGGACAUAUCAAGCGAUAAAUUACACUGUUUUCUAGACAGUAAAAGAUCUGUUAUUUAUUUUAGUCUUCUUGGGAUAUGUAGUCUCUAUACACGAUUUAUAAGGUAAUCCAACAUUUUACUUGAGAGAUGUGUAUAUAUAUAGCGUAUGAUAUUCUAAAGUAUUACUUUUCCAAACUUUCAAUAAAGUGAAACAUCCACAGUAAUCUUACACUGGAACACAAAUCCUCAGCACGUUUGUAACAUUUCCCGUUCCAUUCUGGUGAAGUCAAAUUUAAUUUGCUUGCAAUAUAUUUUAUAAAUGUCUGUUUGACAUAGGUUGCAAAUUGAUUGGAAACAGAGCAAUGUUCAUUUCACAUCUUCAUUUUUUAUAUUUUUGAAAAGAAACAUUUGUGAGGUAGGGAUAGGCCACUUGAUUGGUUAGAUCCCAUUAAAGGAAAAUACUAUCAGCCAUUCUUUUA
This is a messenger RNA of Zootoca vivipara (common lizard), 1673 nucleotides long. It is a transcript of the gene MMADHC, whose product is annotated as metabolism of cobalamin associated D. NCBI's taxonomy places the organism in Eukaryota, Metazoa, Chordata, Lepidosauria, Squamata, Lacertidae. Gene Ontology annotation, biological process: cobalamin metabolic process. The record is from RefSeq and is a predicted model, not a curated record. Gene Ontology annotation, cellular component: mitochondrion.